AAACAGCACUGUGACAAACGCACGUAUCGAAUUAUGAAAAAUUUCAUCACUAUAUUACAUAUUUUGGUGUCCAACAUACUCUUGAGUGCAGGAUGUCCCUACGGCUCAGAAGAUGUGAAGGCUGCAUACAAAUCUGGAGAGAUGCUGGACCAAAAUCCUCCAAUAACCUUACAGAAUAUCAUUAGGAAGUUAAAAGAGAGUGGGGUAUUUGAUGCUGAUACAGCCAAUCUCAAUAGCAGAGAGAGGAAAGAGCUUAGCAAACUGUAUGAUGCUGUUGAAAUCAUGGUGACAUCAAGGAACCGUCAACCGUCGACCGUUCAAAAUGUAUUCUCUUCGCUACGAUUGGUCGAGCGAGUGGUGAAGAAACAACUUAAGGAGGGCCAGCUAUCCGAGUCGUUGGCGUCCAAGUUCAAUUGGGAUAAAAUUUCAGCGCGUACCGUGCGAGAGAGACCGAUAUAUCAUUUAGACAAGGACACCAACAUGAGAGUGUUUGACAUUGCGUAGCAUUAAAUUAUAAUAAUGUAUUUUAUAGCUUAUAGUUUAAUUAUAAGAAAUUUUUGAACUACCCUCCUCAUUUUUAUUUUUGUUUACUACACGUAAUCACUUUUAACAUGAUUUUCUUGCCUUUUAAUAUUUAACGAUAAGGUCUGUAAUAGCUAGAAGCUAGUAAAAAUAAGGAACACACAGGUCGUGUCGAUUAGGCUGCUACAUUCCUGCUUAUGUAAGAUUUUAUUAUAGUUUUUU
Messenger RNA from Colias croceus (clouded yellow), 744 nucleotides. RefSeq lists its product as uncharacterized. The record is from RefSeq and is a predicted model, not a curated record. Bases 34 to 504 code for a protein of 156 amino acids. NCBI's taxonomy places the organism in Eukaryota, Metazoa, Arthropoda, Insecta, Lepidoptera, Pieridae. The transcript is spliced from 5 exons.